This is a messenger RNA of Ricinus communis (castor bean), 416 nucleotides long. RefSeq lists its product as uncharacterized. The record is from RefSeq and is a predicted model, not a curated record. The transcript has 2 exons. Bases 30 to 416 code for a protein of 128 amino acids. NCBI's taxonomy places the organism in Eukaryota, Viridiplantae, Streptophyta, Magnoliopsida, Malpighiales, Euphorbiaceae.
CUUCUUCUUUUCGGACUUUUCUCUUACCAAUGCCGAGAACCCGAGCGACUGCAGCAUCGGCCCAGGAAGGCGAAGAUGAGUUUUCUGCUCAGACGGCUCCUCCGGACCCAGCCCAUGGUACCAGAAGGCGAGGUAGGCCUCGAGCAGCUGCCCAACCAGAUCAGGGCGAGGCUCAGGAGGUACAUGGUGCUGGUGAAAUCCCAGUGGAGGCUUUUGUGUCUAGUAUGACUGGGAUGCAGAGGGCCCUAGAGCAGUUGCUAGCCUUUCAGCAGCAGCAGGCUGCUCAGGGUGCAGGAAGCCGUGCUAGUGGGUCCGGUAUUAGGAAUCCGGACGAUGUCCCUAUGUCUGAGUAUACCAAGUUAAGACCUGUGGAGUUUGAUGGGACAAAUUUGGAGACCCUCCGGACUUUUGGAUGA